AUGUCGACCGAGGAAUUCGAGUCACUACCUCCAGCAGUCCGAAGAAAAUUCUUCUCGAAUGUCGAGCGGUUGCGUAUUCGGCUAGCUCAGAGCGAUCACAGUUCCCCUUCUUGCUCGACGUCAAGCUACCAGACCGAUAAUCGGGUCUAUCAAGCCCCUCGUCUUGGGUCGGACUAUCACUCGCUCGGGUUACGGAACGGAUCUAGGAAGCGAGGGCUCGAGAAACGUUCUUCUCCUUCCACGAAAUUACGCAAACCCGGCUCUCUUCAAUUGGCCUACCUGGCCGCCCAGGCGGACUCUCAAUGCUUCCACACUCUCCCCGCUAAGAUCCAACAAAAGCUUUUCUCUCCCGAGGAACGUAGACGUCUGAGGAACACAUAUCGACAAAGUCUUAUCUACGACGCGGCCGACGAAGCUUACUGUCGAGAUUCCGGCCGAGAUUUUGGGAACUCUCGCUCUCCCUUUGUUGCUCCCCCCUCUCAGACAACUGUAGCUUUUGUUCAGCCCUCGACCAUCUUCUAUCCAGACUCCGAAUCAGACGAAGAAGACCCAAACAUGGAUCAAACCUUCCAUGACAGUUUUCGGUGGAUCGACGAGGAUGGCGAUCUCGACUUGUCUCUCGAUGAGUACCACGCUCAUGUGUCAGAUGCUGCCACGAAAAAGCAACCCCGCUCUUCUUUCCGCCGCUCCUUAUCUUUUUCCAACCACCUUCGCAAAACAUUAGAGAUCACACCCGCUUCAGCGUGGGGACUGCCGCGCGUUAGCCAGUCUCAGCCUCCCACACCUCUCCCCAAUCGAACCCCCGAAUCACGCCCAUCAUCCAAUCACCGAUUUCAACAUGCUCCCAAAUCACUCGCCUCGAGCAUCGACCCCUGUGCGCAAUACUACCAAGACCCCGAUGCUCGUUUGAAAUUGCGCGUGUACCUGGCAUCGCCACAAAAGUUCGACGAAGCCAUCGAAUUCGGGUUUCCGUCGCUGGACCAUAACAAUAAGGAGAGUUUCGGCCCAGAGCCAAUUACACCGCAACCCGCCUCCCCAAAAUUUACCCUGGUGAACUCGGACUUUGGCACAUUCUUUGAGGAUGACGAUGGUACCAUGGUGGGGAGCCCGGGGGGAUCGGUAGAAAGUGAACCGAUUCCUUCGUCCGUGCUCACACACCGGGACGCGUUCCGACCCUUUACAGAAUCGUCAACUCUUUUGCAACGACCCCAAUCCUGGAUGCCUGGGGCCAAGGGAGUCCCACAACGGCUUCCGGGAAACCGUGAGAUGACUCUCAAAAUGACACUCACUCGACCUGACCUCCGCACCAACUCCCCCACUCCUUCUGCUUCUUCCAAAGGAAAAGAAGAUCCCUUGCGAUUGGCUGAACUUCCACCCGCGGAUCGUAGCCAGUCAAUUUGGGACUCCGACUUGGACGACCAAGGUAUGGUGAGGAAGAUGUGGCGCAAGCUCCGAUGCCGAGUUUGA
Molecule: messenger RNA, 1467 nt
Organism: Penicillium digitatum Pd1
Lineage: Eukaryota; Fungi; Ascomycota; Eurotiomycetes; Eurotiales; Aspergillaceae
Product: putative vacuolar protein sorting protein
Source: RefSeq, a predicted model, not a curated record